UCAAUCAAAAGAGUGGAAAAGAUGUACAACCGAACCAUUCCGUUUGAAAAAGUGGACCUGGUUGACUACACCGCGGUUGACAAGGUUUUUUCCAAAUAUAAAAUUGAUUGUGUGAUUCACUUUGCGGCUCUCAAAAGUGUCGGGGAAUCUGUUUCCCAACCGUUGCACUAUUACGAAAACAAUGUGACCGGAUUGUUGAACCUUUUACGAGUUAUGACUUCGCAUAAUGUGAAAAAUAUGGUCUUCUCCAGCUCCUGCACAGUCUACGGAGACCCAAAAUUCCUACCAGUCACAGAGGAACAUCCUAUCGGGGAUUGCAUUAAUCCGUACGGGGCUUCAAAAUUCUUCGCGGAAAUCAUACUAAAGGAUCUUUGCCGUUCCGAUCCGGAAUGGAAUGUGGUCAGUUUGCGGUAUUUCAAUCCGAUUGGAGCCCACGUGUCUGGAGAUAUUGGCGAACACCCGAAUGGGGUCCCAAGUAAUCUGAUGCCAUACGUGUCUCAGGUCGCUGUGGGACAGCGACCACAUGUAAACGUAUUCGGUAGUGACUACAACACCCCUGAUGGGACUGGCAUACGGGACUACAUUCACAUUGUGGACUUGGCACAAGCUCACAUAGUCUCGAUUCACAUGCUGGACACAAAAUGUGGACUGAAGAUCUAUAAUAUUGGCACUGGGACGGGGUACUCGGUGCUGGAAAUUAUCAAGGCCAUGGAAAAAGCCUGUGGAAAACCGAUCCCCUACAAGAUGUGUCCACGUCGCGAGGGGGAUGCGGCCGCGGUGUAUGCGGACGCAAAUCUGGCCGCGAAGGAAAUGAAUUGGAAAACGAAAUUCGGAUUGGAUAGAAUGUGCGAGGAUCAGUGGCGAUGGCAAGUGAAGAAUCCACGUGGAUAUGAAUGA
Molecule: messenger RNA, 897 nt
Organism: Echinostoma caproni
Lineage: Eukaryota; Metazoa; Platyhelminthes; Trematoda; Plagiorchiida; Echinostomatidae
Source: the annotation of a GenBank genome assembly